AUGGGAACUGAUGCUUCCCUGCCGGAGCGCGCUUGUUCAAUGUUAAGAUCUUUGACAAUUCUUCCUGCGGAGAGUUCAGAUCUGAUAGCAAUGCUGCGCUUGAAGUCUCACUAUUUAUACUUCGCAAAGGCGGCCCCUUGUUCUGAGCGUGGAUUUUGCGUUGGUGUCACGAUUCAGUUAAACACUGGGGAGCUGGACCUACUCCGCCGGGGCGUGGCCAAGAGGAAACUGACAAGUGCGCGGCUGCGGGAGUCAGUCGGGUAUCCGGACUGGGCAUUUAGACCCCACAACCUCGCACCGCGUCAGGUCUCUAUCGAUGCACUCGGAAGCUCGGCUGAGGCUGCCUGGCGCUGGAACCAGGAAGGCGGUGAGCUUAAACUGAACCAAGUUCGGAGGAUCGCAGCGGCGCCCAGAUUUGAAGGAAGGUUUUUUGGUCUGUGGCGCUUGCAAGUCAACAGGAGGCGUGAAGCCAAAGGCCGGGACCCAGAAAUGGGACGCCGGUCUUCAGAUACUGAAGAAGAAAGCAGAAGCAAGAGAAAAAAGAAACACCGUAGACGGUCAUCUUCAAGUAGUUCUUCAGAUAGUAGAACAUACAGCCGAAAGAAAGGUGGAAGGAAAUCAAGGUCAAAGUCAAGAUCUUGGUCCAGAGAUCUUCAGCCUCGUUCUCAUUCAUAUGAUAGAAGACGCAGGCAUCGAUCAAGCAGUAGCUCUUCUUAUGGCUCUAGAAGAAAACGAAGUCGAAGUCGUUCAAGGGGUCGAGGGAAAUCCUAUAGAGUUCAGAGAUCUAGGUCAAAAAGCAGAACAAGAAGGGAAUCUGGAAACAUCAAAGCUGGAUUAGAACAUCUGCCACCAGCUGAACAAGCCAAAGCCAGACUGCAGCUGGUUCUUGAAGCUGCUGACCAAGCCACCCUGGUCGAACAAGUAAAAAGAGUAAAAGAAAUUGAAGCCAUUGAAAGUGAUUCUUUUGUUCAGCAGACAUUCAGAUCAAGUAAAGAAGUCAAAAAGUCCGUGGAACCUGGUGAGGUGAAGCACACAGCUGUGACAUCAGGACCAGCACCAGGAGCUGCUGACCCACCCAGUAGUGAGAAAGAAAUAGAUCCCAGCAGCAUCCCAACGGCCAUCAAGUACCAAGAUGACAAUUCUCUGGCCCAUCCAAAUUUAUUUAUUGAGAAAGCUGAUGCUGAGGAAAAAUGGUUCAAGAGAUUAAUUGCCCUCCGACAAGAAAGGCUAAUGGGUAGUCCUGUGGCCUGAAUAAUAUACAUAUGGUUGAAUUAACAGUAACAUUGGAAAUUUAGGUUUUUAAAUCCCAAUAUUAACUUUUUACUCUUAAAAAGCAGUUAGCUGAUAAUGUAAAAAGGUACUAUUUCAUUCAUUUCUCGUGUAGGCUUGAAUAUUUGCUGAUUUGAACUUAGCCAAACAUUGUGAAUAUUAAAACUAGUGUAAAAUUUAACAAUGCAUGAAAAUGUCAUACUGUUAAU
Messenger RNA from Lontra canadensis (Northern American river otter), 1478 nucleotides. RefSeq names its product arginine and serine rich coiled-coil 1 (gene RSRC1). Bases 1 to 1251 code for a protein of 416 amino acids. Lineage: Eukaryota; Metazoa; Chordata; Mammalia; Carnivora; Mustelidae. Gene Ontology annotation, cellular component: nucleus; cytoplasm. The transcript has 10 exons. Gene Ontology annotation, biological process: alternative mRNA splicing, via spliceosome. The record is from RefSeq and is a predicted model, not a curated record.